This is a messenger RNA of Thalassophryne amazonica, 2237 nucleotides long. Its product is annotated as plexin-B2-like. Gene Ontology annotation, cellular component: semaphorin receptor complex. NCBI's taxonomy places the organism in Eukaryota, Metazoa, Chordata, Actinopteri, Batrachoidiformes, Batrachoididae. The record is from RefSeq and is a predicted model, not a curated record. Gene Ontology annotation, biological process: positive regulation of axonogenesis; regulation of cell shape; regulation of GTPase activity. Gene Ontology annotation, molecular function: semaphorin receptor activity.
GAUAACGCCACGCUGGUUCUGUCCAAAGUUCUGCACAUGCAGGCGUUCCACCAGCACCAGGACUGCCCGGAAGAGAAAAACGCGCUGCUGGAGGAAGACAACACGUUCCACCUGGUGAGACCAGCUGAUGAAAUGGACGAAGGCAAGUCGAAGCGAGGCAGCAUGAAGGGCAAAGCCAUGACCAAAGCCAUCACCGAGAUCUACCUGACCCGCCUCCUGUCUGUCAAGGGAACCCUCCAGCAGUUUGUGGAUGAUUUCUUCCGCAGCGUCUUGUGCUCCGGCUCCGUCGUGCCACCUGCCGUCAAAUUCUUUGACUUUCUGGACGAGCAGGCACUAAGACACGACAACGUGGACGAGGAGACGCUGCACAUCUGGAAGACCAACAGCUUGCCUUUGCGGUUUUGGAUCAAUAUCCUGAAGAACCCCCACUUCAUCUUUGACGUCCACGUGACGGAGGUGGUGGACGCGUCGCUGCACGUCAUCUCGCAGACCUUCAUGGACGCCUGCACCAAGACGGAGCACAAACUCAGCAGAGAGUCUCCCAGCAACAAACUGCUCUAUGCAAAAGAAAUUUCCACGUACAAGAAGAUGGUGGACGAUUACUAUCGAGGCAUCAGACAAAUGGUUCCGGUCAGCGAUCAGGACAUGAACACUCACCUCGCUGAGGUGUCGCGGCAACACACAGACAAGUUGAACACCCAGGUGGCCUUACAUCAGCUGUACCAGUACGCCAGCAAAUACUAUGACGUGAUCAUCCAGUCCUUGGAUGAAGACCCGGCAGCCCAGAAUAAACAGCUCACGCUCCGCCUCCAACAGAUCGCUGCUGCCCUGGAGAACAAGGUCACCGACCUCUGACCCCACGUUGGCGCCUGGAGGAGUGGCUUAUGGACAGGAAGCACAGGAUCUUACAAUUUUAAAGACCCCCAACAAGAUGAGCGUUGCCGACUUUGCAGAAUGUAUGACUAUGUAAGGACCAAUGUGGGAGGGGCUAAUGGAGCUGCGGAGAACCAAUGACCUUAUAUGGAUUGAAGGGGAGGGACAUUUAAACUCUAGAGGAUGCGUUCGACCAUAUCAAGAACCGGCGGUUUGGAAAUGUGGAAGGUACAGAGAAGGUGUUGUGAUGGAAAUCAAAGUGCUGUUACGUGGUUCGAUGGAAGAUUUUGACUUGGUGUCCAAAACCAGGGGGGGAAAAAAAAAAACAAAAAACGAGGGAUGUGACGUCUGUAACACGGCUGCUGAAGUGAAUUCUGUGAAAUCAGUGAGGUUUUUUUUUUUUUGUUUUUUUUAGCUGUGAUGAAGUGGACGCAGUUUCUGUAAAGGUUAAGUUCACACUAAAAGGGCUGAAGGAGGAAGUGCCACACAUGAAGUGAAGCUCUUUUUUUUUAUUGAAGUAAUUGAAUGAAGUAAUGGUAUUAAUGGAUGCCCCCCCCCACCACUCAGCUGUUUGUUUUUUGUGUGUGUCUGAGUUGGAAGGACAGCAGAGCAGUACAGUUUUAUGACCACUUCUUUGCUUCCUGUGGAUUUGCCUCUAACCACUGAUCUGAGGCCAGUUCACUACGUUCGUCCAAAAGCAUGGAAGCAUUUUGGAUUGACAGUUGUUCACAUACAAGCCAGCAGACUGAAAAGUAAUGGACCAACAGAUAGCUGGUACGGUACAGUUAGGCGUGUUGGAUCGGAUGAUGCGCGGGAAUUCACGUGAGUUCAGGGUACGAAGAAAAGUGUUGUCCACAUAUCAAGUGGUAACAUGGACAGUCAUUCCUUCAUCAAUGCCAAAUGUUUUUCUGUAUCAGACAAACUGCAGUAUGUGUUUAUAUGCUGAUGAUACUUUGCUAAGUUGAAUUCAUUUCAUCCCGUGCAGUUGAACCUUUGCUGAUUGUUUUGCUUUGAAAUGCACAAAAAGAAUCAUUUUUAAUGAACAGCAUUUAUUUUAUGCUUUUACUUGGUAAAAUGUAGUCUGUGAUGUCACUUCCAUGCAUACUUGAUGCCAUUUGAUACCGAUGUGAACUGGUACAGAUUGCCUGUUUUUAACUGCAACAUGACUGCUGAAUCAUGUGGCCUAAAACAAAAUUAUUAAAAAAAACCACUUUCAUUUAUAAAAAUUUAUUUUGCCUUAUUUUCUGUUCGUUAUGCAGCAUAAACAUUUUAUUUUGUUUUUCUGUUUAACUGCACACAUCAGUGGACAUGAUGUCUUAAAGACUGGAUGUCCAUCAGUCCUUAAAAUAAAUGAGAAAUUAAAA